AUGUCUUCCAAGAAGAAGGUGAAAGAAGUGAAGGAGGAGAAGGGUCCCGCUGGCCCGCAGGUGCGAGAGGGCGAGAUCGUCUUCGGCGUCGCACACAUCUUCGCAUCCUUCAACGACACCUUCGUGCACGUGACAGAUCUCUCCGGCAAGGAAACCAUGUGCCGAGUCACUGGCGGCAUGAAGGUGAAGGCCGAUCGCGACGAGUCGUCCCCAUACGCGGCUAUGCUUGCGGCGCAGGACGUAGCAAUCAGGUGCAAGGAGCUGGGCAUCACGGGGCUGCACAUCAAGCUGAGGGCUACCGGCGGUAACCGCACCAAGACGCCUGGCCCUGGAGCUCAGUCCGCCAUCCGCGCUCUUGCCCGUUCCGGCCUCAAGAUCGGCCGCAUUGAGGAUGUGACACCUAUCCCCACCGACAGCACUCGCAAAAAGGGUGGUCGUCGCGGUCGCCGUCUGUAA
Molecule: messenger RNA, 456 nt
Organism: Closterium sp. NIES-65
Lineage: Eukaryota; Viridiplantae; Streptophyta; Zygnematophyceae; Desmidiales; Closteriaceae
Source: the annotation of a GenBank genome assembly